Molecule: messenger RNA, 645 nt
Organism: Synchytrium microbalum
Lineage: Eukaryota; Fungi; Chytridiomycota; Chytridiomycetes; Synchytriales; Synchytriaceae
Exons: 1
Coding region: 1-645 (214 amino acids)
Biological process (GO): translation; ribosomal small subunit assembly
Cellular component (GO): ribosome
Molecular function (GO): mRNA binding; structural constituent of ribosome; rRNA binding
Source: RefSeq, a predicted model, not a curated record
AUGAGCUGGUUCAGAGCUUUAGCCAGCAGAAGAGUCACGGAUGCAUCCGCAUCUCUAUACAGUACGAGCAGAAUACGAGGACUGGCGUCAGGAAUAACAUCCCGACCAAACCUCGACACCAGCAGCACCAUCGCAACCACGAAAUCCAUAAUCCCCGAUGUUGCAACCACAGCAUCCAACUACCAAGCCGACCCACUAGUCGAACAAGUCGUAAACAACAUCAUGAAGCAUGGUAAAAAAACACUAGCACGACGCCUCGUAUCCGAUGCCCUGCUCUACAUCCAACGCAUCAGUAAAACAGGGGACGCAGCAUCGAAUCCACGUAAUAUACUGUCGCAGGCUGUAGACAUUGCUUCGCCACUCGUCAAGAUCGCAUCAAUGAAACGAGGUGCAAAGACUAUACAUCAUCCACGGCCUAUUAGUGAGCAUGUGAGAAGGAGAACUGGGAUAUUGUGGAUUGUGCAGGCUGCCAAGAGUCGGGGAAAGGGCAAGCCGUUUCCUGAACGGUUUGGAAAUGAGGUGUUGGCUGUCUUGUCUGGAGAGUCGUCUGCGCUGCAGAAAAAGCUGAAUCUGCACAAGAUGGCGCUUGCGAAUCGUAGUAAUGUAAUUAUGCAGGAUCGAAAGAUUGGUGGUGGGUCGAGGUAG